AGGGAUUCUCUUAACCACGCCUCCCUCUGAGUUCUCGGCCAUAAAAGGUGGCCGACGAAAACGAGCUUCUUCAUGAUUACGUUUCACUAGUUUCCUAAGCUAUACCACUGGCUCUUACAGCAGCCCAAGGUUGCGAUAAAUCUAUAUAGCACCUUCGUUCCUGACUCUCUACUUGGCUACGCCUGCCUUACUCGUUCACUCUGAAACACUCCCUGCUCUAUUCAUCAUGCGCCACAACUCUCAUCCCGCUCGCCGCAAUCCUAAUUUCUCUCGCCGCAAGCCGGUGCCAACCUAUUUACCUUCGCCACAAUCACCAGCCCACUCGCUCACGUCGGCCAGUCGCUCUCCAGCCAGUGGAAACGACAACAAUCUUUCGCAGUUAGUCGAUCCCGAAUGGCAACAGAACAUAGCGAAGAGACUGCACCGUCGACAUGAAGUCGGUCGAAACGCGACGGGCCUCAUAUUUACGGCUGAAUCAUUGACACUCACCUUCACAAACCCUCCACCCGGUUUGGAGGUAGAACAGUUCGUCCCUUCAACUCCCCAACUUCUGAACCCAGUGCCCAGAAUAUCACACGUUUCCUCCCCCCGACCAAACCGGAGGCCCAAGUCAAUACAUAAGACUUACCAUCCUCCUACGCCACCACGUCGUCAAUCUAAAGUACUCGAACAUGAAUUACGCGCGUUCCAUGAAACAUCAUCUUCCGAAGCUUCCCCUAAGAUGCGACAGUUCACCUCGCCUCUUAUUUCCUUAAGUCCUGAUAGCAACCGGUACCCGGACCUCCACCCCAAAGCCACGAUGAUGAGCUCAGGAGAAGAUACAACAAACGCUGUUCAUGGGGCUGGCACUCAUGACGGCCAUAUUUCCACGCGAUUUACCUUCCCAAUGCCUAGGAGGGCCUCCGCAUGUGGUGACAGUGUCCUCUCCCAUCAAAGUCUUGGUGCUGCCUUGAGACAGGCUCGCGGGUGGGGUAGAAUGGUGCGGUGUAAGCUUGGACGACUCUUUGGACUUACCGUGCCUCCCCGCGCGGUAACUUACUGAAACACUCACACUCGGUCAUCCCUUCAUCCGUAGCAGCAUAUUUAUCUCUAUUUGACGCAUCCACCACUCUUUUUUGAUAUACCCAAUGUUGAAGUAGUGUAGCAAUCGCGGACUAAUUUUCAUGUUCAGUAACAUCCAUGCGUAUCAUCAUAUACCGACGUAGCCUAGUAGUAGUAAUUCGUUUACGCCCAUGCGCAUGUAUAGUAUGCUGAAUUGUUUCUUACUCCAG
Molecule: messenger RNA, 1271 nt
Organism: Somion occarium
Lineage: Eukaryota; Fungi; Basidiomycota; Agaricomycetes; Polyporales; Cerrenaceae
Source: the annotation of a GenBank genome assembly